Bufo bufo (common toad) is the source of this 2267-nucleotide messenger RNA. RefSeq names its product calreticulin (gene CALR). Bases 74 to 1336 code for a protein of 420 amino acids. The transcript has 9 exons. Gene Ontology annotation, cellular component: endoplasmic reticulum; endoplasmic reticulum membrane. Gene Ontology annotation, biological process: protein folding. NCBI's taxonomy places the organism in Eukaryota, Metazoa, Chordata, Amphibia, Anura, Bufonidae. Gene Ontology annotation, molecular function: calcium ion binding. The record is from RefSeq and is a predicted model, not a curated record.
GCAGCGGUCGGCGAUUUCUCCGUGCUCAGUGGUUCUCAGGCGCUGCUGGUGACAGGUCUCAUAGGGCAACACCAUGUCCCGCGUCGCCCUCUUCGUUCUCCCGCUGCUGGCGGCUAUGUGCUUGGCUGACCCAACCAUUCAUUUUCAAGAAGAGUUCGCCGACGGAGACGGGUGGAAACAACGUUGGGUGGAGUCGAAGCACAAGUCAGACUACGGCGAGUUCAAGCUUAGUGCCGGCAAGUUCUACGGAGAUCCCGAGAAAGACAAAGGUCUGCAGACCACCCAGGAUGCCCGCUUCUAUGCCCAGUCUGCCCGGUUCAACUCUUUCUCCAAUAAGGGUAAAACACUGGUCAUCCAGUUCACCGUCAAGCACGAGCAGAACAUUGACUGUGGGGGAGGAUACGUGAAGGUCUUCCCCGGCACUUUGGACCAGUCUGACAUGCACGGAGAGUCAGAGUACAACAUUAUGUUCGGCCCUGAUAUUUGUGGUCCUCCUACAAAGAAGGUGCACGUCAUCUUCAACUACAAAGGAAAGAACCUGCAGAUCAACAAGGACAUCCGUUGUAAGGAUGAUGUUCACACUCAUUUGUACACACUGAUUGUGCGUCCUGACAACACCUACGAGGUGAAGAUUGACAACAGCAAGGUGGAAUCUGGAAACUUGGAGGACGACUGGGACUUCCUUCCCCCCAAGAAGAUCAAAGACCCUGAGGCCAAGAAGCCUGAUGACUGGGAUGAGCGCCCCAAAAUCGAUGACCCAGAGGACAAGAGACCAGAAGACUGGGACAAGCCAGAGCACAUCCCUGAUCCAGAUGCAGUGAAACCAGAAGACUGGGAUGAGGAGAUGGAUGGAGAGUGGGAGCCCCCCGUUAUCCAGAACCCAGAGUACAAGGGAGAGUGGAAACCCCGUCAGAUCGACAACCCUGACUACAAAGGAAAGUGGGUCCACCCGGAGAUCGAUAACCCAGAGUACACCCCAGAUUCUGACCUGUACGCCUUUGAGGACUUCGGUGUGAUCGGCUUUGAUCUGUGGCAGGUGAAAUCUGGAACCAUCUUUGACGACGUCUUGAUUACAGAUGAUGAGAAACACGCAGAGGAGCAUGCCUCCAAGACAUGGGGUGUCAGAAAGGAUGCAGAGAAAAAGAUGAAGGAACAGCAAGAUGAGGAAGAACGCAAGAAGCAGGAGGAAGAGGAUAAGAAGAGGAAAGAGGAAGAGCCUCAGGAAGAGGAAGCAGAAGCAGAGGAGGACGAUGAAGAUGACGACGAUGAGGAAGAGAAGGAGGAAGAAAAGGAAGACGAGGAAGAGGAAGAAACACUCCAGAAAGAUGAGCUUUAAAGUUGAAGGCUUGUUUGUCCUCCCUACCAGCGCUCCCCUUCCCUGGGCGUCAUGUCUUAGAUAGGAGAGGGGAAAUGGGAUCGUUCUGUCUCUAUGAGACUCUCUAAAUUUAUAUAUAUUUUUUACAGUUUUUGUUUUAACCCUUUAUUUGGAGACGGUCUGUCAAUCCUCCCCUCCCCAUCUCCUCUCUCCUGACUUCAGUUCUGUGUCCAUCUCCAGUGCAAGUGUCCAUUGCAGUAAGCGCACCCUCACUGCAGUACUUGGCGGUUCUGCUGACUUGUGCUUCACAGGAACCGUCCCCCCUCUUUUUCCUUUUUAUCCAUCUGAGGGGCUUGUGGGGUGCGAAGACCAGUCAUGGCACCCGGUGUGUGCUGCCAUAUUCACAAUCAUUCCUUGAACCCCCACCCCCCCUAGACCCGGGUCAUUCAUUGCAGUAUCAAGAUUCAGUGUUCUUCAGCUUCUUAGAGCUUUAUAGCAUCAGACUGACCCUGCAGUGCCAUUGUGGUACCGGUCUGCUGAUCUGCACCACCGUGAUUACUAGUUAUGGGGAGCAGAAUAGCCCCCCGCUAAGGUGACAGCUGACUGUUUAGGUAAAUGUCUCACCUACCCUUUGUCAGCAGGGCUUGCCAUGUGAUUGCCAGUCUGGCUGUAGAAGAGCUUGCACUCUAGUAAGCCAUGUCAACUGCUGUUUCUAUCUGGACUUGACAUCUGACCACAAGUGUUUAAAUUGACUUGCCAACAUAUGCCCCUCAGUGUCCUGUGACGUGGUGAAACGGGGCCCUGGGCCCCUCUGAGAACCCACCCUGCUUCAGGCUGUAUGCUAUUAAUUUAUAGUGACGCAGGGCUCUUCGCCAGAAUGUAUGAAUGGGUUAUGUUUUGGAAAUGUACAGAUGUCGGUUAAAAUUUCUAAUUAAAUACAUUGUGUCCAAAC